This is a messenger RNA of Emericellopsis cladophorae, 1365 nucleotides long. RefSeq lists its product as uncharacterized. NCBI's taxonomy places the organism in Eukaryota, Fungi, Ascomycota, Sordariomycetes, Hypocreales, Bionectriaceae. The record is from RefSeq and is a predicted model, not a curated record. Gene Ontology annotation, biological process: regulation of transcription by RNA polymerase II. Bases 1 to 1365 code for a protein of 454 amino acids. Gene Ontology annotation, molecular function: zinc ion binding; DNA-binding transcription activator activity, RNA polymerase II-specific. The transcript has 2 exons.
AUGUCUCCUUCGGACGCAACGGUCGCGAGCGACAGGCCGUACCAUGCGAAGCGACCGCAUAAGAAAUCCAGAGCCGGGUGUAAGAACUGCAAAGCCCGCAAAGUCAAAUGCGACGAGGCCCGCCCGAUAUGUCGCUCCUGCAAUCUACGCAAGAACGAAUGCGUGUAUCCAGGGCCUGCCAACCCAACAGAUUCAAGCAAGCCCAGAUCCGCACCAGACCGUGUCGACAAUGCCCCUACUCGCAGCGAAUCGCCCACUAGUGCUUUUGAGGAAUGUUGCAACGGCCAUAGCUACGUGUCGGCCCACAGCAACGCCCUCCUCUGCGCGUCUACCGCACCACACGUCACCGACGCAUGCCCGCUAGAAUUGAAGAACGAUCUACAACUGCUGCGCGAACCCUUGUUUCGACCGGCCAUCGCACGCGAUGAUUUCGAAAUGCGACUGCUGUGGUUCUACACCACAGCCACCUGUUCUUCCUUCAGCUUCGAAUACGCCGCAGAACGUCCCGUGGAGACGAUUAUGCGAACGCGAAUCGUAUAUCACGCCUUCCAGACACCCUUCCUCAUGCAGUCGCUGCUCGCGCUUGCGGCACUACAUCUGCAAAAUUUGAACCAGGAGAUUGACCCCAAGCGAGCUCUCGCCUAUCGUGCUACGUCGUUUGAGGGAUACCGCAAGGCGGUCGAGGAAGCGGAUCCCGAAACCUUCCCAGCCAUGAUCAUCAACUCCCUCCUUCUCACUGCAUUGUCAUCACAGGCUUUCCGCGACGCCGAUGGGAAGGAUUUGUACAUUGUGGACUGGAUGAUUGUCUGGAGAGGUAUUGGUCUGAUCAUCCAGACCAUGGGAUUCGAGCGGUUCUUGUCGUCGGGCCUUAAGUCACUCUUCUACCGCCCACCCAUGGACCUUGACGACACAGCAAAGCACAUACCCAAUAUUCUUUUGUACAUGAUAACUUCAAUUCCCGAGAGCGACCCGGAUUUUCAAGAGACUCAGACCUAUUACGAUACCCUCAAGUAUUUGGGCGCGCUCUACCAAAGCCUGCAUGAUGGAGGUUUCGGGCCCCUCAUGGCAUUGAGAAUCAUCACUUGGUUCACGUUCAUCCCACACGGCUUUGUUGAGCUAGGCCGUCAACGGCGACCCCGGGCAUUGGUCAUCAUCGCGUACUACGCCGCUUUCGUGAAGCUCGCCAACUCGGUCUGGUGGAUCAGGGGUAUCGGCCAACGGACGCUCCGCGAUAUCUGCCGUCACCUCGGCCCGGAGUGGUCCUGCUUUCUGAAUAGCCUGAAUGGCUCACCGCGGACAAGCCUACGGCGGAAGAUCCUCUGGCUGCCGCCGUACACGGACACCCUACUUGGACCGGUUUCUUAG